Messenger RNA from Bufo gargarizans (Asiatic toad), 4076 nucleotides. RefSeq names its product hydroxysteroid 11-beta dehydrogenase 2 (gene HSD11B2). The record is from RefSeq and is a predicted model, not a curated record. Lineage: Eukaryota; Metazoa; Chordata; Amphibia; Anura; Bufonidae. Gene Ontology annotation, molecular function: oxidoreductase activity. The transcript is spliced from 5 exons. Bases 87 to 1253 code for a protein of 388 amino acids.
CUCAGUACUCUGUGGACUAGGUGCAGAGGUUCUGUCCUCAACUCAACACUUGCUACAACCUCUAUACAGUCUACUGUCUGUCCACUAUGGAUCUGUCUACCUCUUCCUCCUUGUGGGCCUAUGGUUCUGUCUGGUUCUUCUUCUCCGUUUUGGUCUUUUUUAAAUUUUCCCAUUCUGACAUGGUCCUAACACCUGCUCUGCUGGUGUAUUUCUUCCUCCUGGUGAUCUUUGAAUGGUUCUGUCACCUGUAUCUCCCAAUCGUGCUGGGAAUGGUCCUUCUCAGUUCUGCGUGUUGGUAUGUCCUGAGCAUCGCCUCUCCAAGGAGGAUGAUGCCGGUAGCAGGCAAGGCUGUAUUCAUUACAGGGUGUGAUUCAGGUUUUGGAAAAGCUGCUGCCCAUAAAAUGGAUCAAAUGGGCUUCAGAGUAAUCGCAAGUGUUUUGGACCUUCAAAGCCCAGGUGCCCAGGAUCUCCAAAAGAGAUGCUCAGAUAGGUUAACCCUUAUUCAAAUGGACCUGACCAAAUCUGAAGACAUAAAGAGAGCACAUCAAAUCAUAAGGGAUAAAACAGCUGACGUUGGGCUGUGGGCGCUGGUGAAUAAUGCCGGGUUCUGUGCUCACUUUGGAGAUGCCGAGCUGUCACUCAUGUCCACCUACAGAGGCUGCAUGGAAGUCAAUUUUUUCGGAACACUUGAAAUUACCAAAACAUUAUUACCAAUGAUACGUUCCUCCAAAGGACGGAUUGUGACUCUUAGCAGCCCUGCCGGUGAACACUCAUUUCCAUUUUUGGCUGCGUAUGGCUCCUCCAAAGCUGCCCUGAGCCGAGUUAUGGACACAUUUCGUCAUGAGCUAAUGCCCUGGGGGGUGAAAGUCAGUGUGAUACAGCCAGGAUCCUACAGAACAGGUGCUCACGACAACAAAACGCACUGGGAGAAACAGCACAAAAAGCUGCUGACAAGUCUACCAAGUGAAUUGCUCCAAGAAUAUGGAGAAGAAUAUAUCGGCGAAACCCAGAACUUGUUUCUCACUUAUGGAAAUACAGCAAGCACCGACUUCAGCCCAGUGUUAGACAGUAUCACAGAUGCCAUACUGUCCGAGGAACCAAAAGUGAAAUAUUAUGCUGGCAAAAAGCUAUGGCUAUUGUAUUUCAUUGGCAUUUACUUACCACACAGUAUCAGUGACAGCUUCUUCAAAAGUAUCUUUGUAAAGAAUAAGGCUAUGCCGAGAGCACUUCAAAAGCAGAAGAACAACGAAUGAGAGAAACCACGUAUUGCAGUCCUUGAACAAAGUCUCUGGGAACCAACCUGGUGAUUUGCAUUCAAGAACGUUGUAUAAAAGUCUAGUUCCUCCUCAUCUCUAUUGAGGAACGUCUUCAUAAUUUUGUACAAUACUGCAGAAAAAGCAUCACUGAACAUUGCUAAUAUGAUAAGGACAUUUCUUUGUCCUGUCUGCAUAAUUAAAAGUGCCUGUCUAGAAGUUCUGGAAAGAGGUUAAAACAUUUCUGAUGUUUCUUUGGUCUUUGCCGCCUCCAUUGUGUCUUUCAUUCCAGUGAUACUUUCUGCUCUUGAUUGGAAUGGCCAAAUGAAGAAUAUUUUGUAAAUGUGGGCUAUGUCAUAAGUUAUGGUCUGUCUAAAACACAGCAAUGAAUGGAACACUAAGCAAUGAAUGGAACACUAAGUGCUCAUGUCAUUCAUUUGAGAUGAUCGCCUCAUUAUGAUUUUGGUCAUUUUAGUGUUAUGUCACAGAUCUGGCUUGUCUAUCUUUUCAGUUUUCAUGAUUGUUUUAUAAUUGUUAUUUUACUUUUAUUUUUAAAUAUAGUUAUGCCAUGAUUGAUGGAAAAAAAAAUUAAUUAGACAUCAUAUAGUACCUGACAUCCUCUUUCUAACAAAGCUAGAACCAGCCCUGUAUCUCACUUGGAUCCAGAGAUCUCCAUGUUCAUUGCUCCAAUUGUUCUGCUACAUUUAUUUCAAGGGCAUAUCCUUUCACAGGAGGCAUGUCCUUUCUGCUGCAUCUCUGUCCCUAUCACAGCUCACAGUGUGUGUUCUUUGUGCUCCAGCUCUCUCUCUAUCAGAGCUCUGGGGAGGUGUCCUUAUGAUGUAGCUCUCUACCUAUCACAGAUCAGAGGAGUGUUCUUUGUGCUCCAGCUCUCUCUCUAUCAGAGCUCUGGGGAGGUGUCCUUAUGAUGUAGCUCUCUACCUAUCACAGAUCAGAGGAGUGUUCUUUCACAGGAGGUGUGUCUUUUCUGCAGCAGCUCUCUCCCUGUAACUGUUACAGCUUCUAACAGUAGAUAUGGCUGGUAGCAGUUCAGCAAUGGAAGUGAGAAUGUGCGACUACCUCGAUAGGUGGACAGCAGGAGACACCAUUAUAAUAAAGUGAAUAUCUCAUAACUGGGGCAUUUUAGUACAAAGUAAAUGAGCAUGGUGGCUAAGUGGUUAGCACUGUUGCCUUGCAGCGCUGGGGUCCUAGGUUCGAAUCUGACAAAGGGCAACAUCUGCAUGGAGUUUGUAUGUUCUCCCCGUGUUUGCGUGGGUUUCCUCCGGUUUCCUCCCACACUCCAAAGACAUACUGAUAGGGACCUUAGAUUGUGAGCCCCAUUGGGGACAGUUGGAUGAUAAUGUCUGUAAAGCGCUGCGGAAUAUAGUAGCGCUAUAUAAAAUAAAAAUAACUUGUUUUUAAUGCUGGAGUAUAUUAAAAUAACAGUUAAUGGUGGCGCAACCCCUUUAAAUGCCUUUUUAUAUUUUGUAAGUAUAAUGAGUUGGGCUUUCAUUGUAAGUGUAGACCAUUUAAAGUGCCUUCUCAGAACUGUAAGUCAUAUUCUGGAGAAGCAACGUAACAACUGCAAAAACAACUGAAUUAUCUUCAGGUCACAGAAUGACUACAUUUUAAGGGGUCACUUACUAUUCUUAAAUACGCCUAAAUUAGGCGUGUUUCAGGCGCCUCUACAUAACUCCGGCGGAUCCACCACCAGUUUAGGGCUUUAUUAAGACCGGCGUCUAAAACACCGGUCCUAAUAAAUGUGCCCCUUAAUUCCUAUGCACAGUUCUAUUGGGGGAGCCGUGUCACAUUUCAGAGAUUUCCAUGUAUACCACAGUGGACCAGGGAUGAUGAAAUGUUACAAAAAAAAUCCAUCCAGAAGAUCUGUUAUCUGGAGUACAAAUAAAUAGUGAGGGCCAUAGAAGAAGGGUUUCUAGAAGUGUGGUAAGUUCUGUGAUGAAACCUUGGUCCUUCCGGUGGGACCUUUUACUAAUGUAUCAAUGCUGUUUUCUUCUAGUCAAUGUCUGGCCAAUUCUAGGCAACAUCCAACUGAAGGAUUCUUCAGCCAUGAAAUUAAUUCCUCUGAGCUCCCUCUAAGAGGCUUCUCCAAUAUGGACGAAUGUGCCUAAUGCUCUCUAUGAUGGAUAUGUACCACCAGCGUCAUUCAUCUUGGAGAUACCAUCAAAUUGGAAAACCCAACCUGUCCGACUAUAUUUAGUCGAUGCUAGAUUGUAUCUAACUGUAGCCAUAACUGUGUAAAGAUAGCUUGAACUUGAAGAAUGGACAGUAGAGGAAAGUAUUCUUCGUCAAAAUUAUUAUUAUUUUUUUUAGAUCAGCCAAAUAUUGUAAGUCUUACUUCUGCUCUGAGACGUUCAGUUUGAUAAUCAGAAGGGUUCAUGUUAUUAUACUAUAUUAUGCAUAUUAAGUAAAUCAUUUUAUUUCUGUCUAUGAUUGUAUUACGGGAUUAUCCGGAUAUAUUUGUUGCACUGCUUUUAUGUAAAAUAGAGAGAAUAGGGCUGACAGCCGACAGAAAGAGCUGAUUUGUGGGGGGUGCCGGGGGUCAGCCACCGAACAUUGAAAGAGACUAUAAACCAUGCUGGAAAUGUAAUGUAGCCUAUCAUUCUGUCUGCAUAAAACCACUCGCUACAAAAAUGAUGAUUUACAGAUCAUGUUAGAAAUCCUACUUCUGUGAUGUGUAUGUUGUGUUGUGGCAGUUAUUAUGCUUUACAAAUAUGGAGAUUAUUUUUCUAAAUCAUUGUUCUGCCUCUCCUUGUAAAUUGUCUCUAGUUUCUAAAACAAAAUAAAGGUUUUUAUUUUUUCAUAAAA